Ixodes scapularis (black-legged tick) is the source of this 810-nucleotide messenger RNA. RefSeq lists its product as uncharacterized. The transcript is spliced from 2 exons. The record is from RefSeq and is a predicted model, not a curated record. NCBI's taxonomy places the organism in Eukaryota, Metazoa, Arthropoda, Arachnida, Ixodida, Ixodidae. Gene Ontology annotation, molecular function: monocarboxylic acid transmembrane transporter activity. The annotation marks the transcript as partial. Gene Ontology annotation, biological process: transmembrane transport.
CUUGGGCUUUAUUUUGACAAAUACAGAGGAAUUGCAAGUGGAGUUCGGUUCGUAGGAGAAACCUGCAGCAGCAUCGCGUUCCCGUACCUGCUUCUUUAUCUUAAGGAUACCUACAAUUUCUAUGGAAUGCUGUUGAUCCUCGGUGGAAUAACAAUGCACACAACUGCAUUCACCAUUACCUUGAGAGAGCCGCAAUGGGCAUCACCGCUUCAGAAUAUCGAAGAUAUCCCUGAACAUCCAACCUUAGUAAACAUUCUACCUUUAGAAGCUUCACAUUCAAGAAUACUCAUCAAAGCUUCCAGCGAUAAUGCUGCUAAUACAACUGAUAAUCCACCGGGCCUACGUGCAAUGCUGCUUAACCCAAUGUUUUACGUAAUUGCAAUAUCGUGCGCUAUAGUUCAUUACUCUCAUGUCGUCUUUGCGACAACCAUCGUAGACUAUGGCCAGGACAAGGGUGCUCCUUUAUUCAAGGCCACUUCGAUCAUAUUGUAUUCUUCAGUAUCAGACUUUGUCGGGCGCUUGGCUCUUCCUCUCUUGGCUGACAGGAAGUACUUGCGACGUAGCAGCCUCGUCCUGUGCUGCCACCUGCUCCUGGGACCCUCUAUGACACUCCUUCCAUAUGUUACCUCUUUUGCGUGGCUCGUUCUGGCCUCAUUUUGCGUCAUCAUGUUCCUUGCUUGCAUCAUCACGAUGAAGACAGUGUUGAUGGCCGACUACCUUGGCGUCGGACAGAUUUCGGUCUGCUAUGGAGCUUCGGGUCUUCUGAUUGUGCCCCUAGUUCUAUCCGCUCCCCGAGUAGUCGGUAAGUAA